AUGGAAACUCUGAACAAACUGAAACAGUUUGAUGCCUAUCCCAAAACUCUGGAGGAUUUCCGGGUGAAGACUUGGGGGGGAGCGACCGUGACCAUCAUCAGUGGCAUCAUCAUGUUGAUCCUGUUUGUGUCUGAGUUGCAGUACUACCUCACCAAAGAGGUCCACCUUGAACUCUACGUGGACACGUCUCGAGGGGACAAACUCAAAAUCAACAUCGACAUCAUUUUCCCUCACAUGCCCUGUGCCUAUCUCAGCAUUGAUGCCAUGGAUGUGGCGGGUGAGCAGCAGUUAGACGUAGAACACAAUCUGUUCAAACAGCGACUGGACAAGGACCUGAAGCCUGUGUCUGAGGAGGCAGAGAAACAUGAAAUGGUCAACGUUGAAGAAACUGAAGUGUUUGACCCUAGUUCACUGGACCCUAACAGAUGCGAGAGCUGCUAUGGAGCAGAGACUGAGGACCUGCAGUGCUGUAACACCUGUGAUGAUGUGAGAGAGGCGUACAGGCGGCGGGGCUGGGCCUUCAAAAGUGCCGAGACCAUCGAGCAGUGUAAGAGAGAAGGGUUUGUCCAGAAGAUGCAGGAGCAGAAGAACGAGGGCUGUCAGGUGUACGGCUUCUUGGAGGUCAACAAGGUGGCAGGAAACUUCCACUUUGCCCCAGGAAAGAGUUUCCAGCAAUCCCACGUCCAUGUCCAUGAUCUGCAGAGUUUUGGUUUAGACAACAUAAACAUGACCCACCUGAUAAAACACCUGUCCUUUGGUAAAGAUUACCCUGGCAUCGUUAACCCUCUGGAUGGCACUGAUGUCAACGCUCCUCAAGCCUCAAUGAUGUAUCAGUAUUUUGUGAAAAUUGUUCCAACAAUCUACGUAAAAACUGAUGGCGAGGUGUUGAAAACCAACCAGUUCUCUGUGACCAGACAUGAGAAGGUAGCCAACGGUCUGAUCGGUGACCAGGGUUUACCAGGAGUCUUUGUUCUAUAUGAACUGUCACCGAUGAUGGUCAAGUUCACAGAGAAACACAGGUCGUUCACCCACUUUCUCACGGGUGUGUGUGCCAUCGUUGGGGGAGUAUUCACAGUGGCCGGUCUCAUCGACUCUCUCAUCUACCACUCUGCUCGGGCCAUUCAGAAGAAAAUAGAGCUGGGAAAGGCCUCCUAACAGCGCCACCGGCUGGGCUCCAUGGUGCAACACAGACAGGACACGGACACAGAGACAAAAACUGGCCAAAAGAGGAGAAGGAGAAGUUUGUGAAGAGAAGAAGCCGAUGCUUCGCUUCCUCAGCUUCACUUCUCCUCUUUCUCCUCAGAUGAAAACACUGGAGAGGACGACUGUUGUCCUCUGACUGCGUCAGACAGACGUGACUGUGGUCUGGGAGCUGGACCAGACGGCUGUUUCUAAAUGUUCUGUUAGUGGAGACUGCUCCUCUUUCGUGUCUUUGUCACUUCUUUCUCACUGAAGAGGUGCAGUUCUUGCACCUGGAGAUAAACAAAAGAUGGAGGUGAACACUUGGGUCCCCACACUCCAGAACACCAGGAUUCCUGUUCUCCAAACAUAGCUGAGAGUGGGAACACUGGGAAUGCUAGGAAUCAGCUGAUGAAAUUCUGGGCCGUCUUUAAAAAUGUUUAAUUAAUUGUUAACAGUGAAGUUUGUUUAGUCACAGGCUCCACUGCUGCCUCAUCACUCUGUUCAAAUCAUGUUGAAUUUUUUUUAUUUUUUUUAUUUCCUGAUAGUGACACAAACCAACCACAGGAGGCAGCAGUGGACCAGCAGUUGCUGUGUCUCUUUGAGUUAAAAAUCACAGUUUUGUCAUCUUGGAUUAUGUAACAUAAAUCUCCCUGGUGUAAGCCCACCGUCACUCAAUGGCUGAUGGGAUUCCGUCUUACAUCUCCCCCUGAAAUGGUCUUCGUCCCUGAAAUGGUUAGGCAGCAGAAGAUGAAAGGAUGAAGCCUUAAUUUAUAAUUUUUAUGGUUUGUUUUCUUCAUUUAGAAACUUUAAUCUGAUUUUUGGAUGUUUAUUUCUGAAAACAGGCGUGUCAGUUAUGAUGAUUUAUGAUCAGUUCACAUUUUGGUGCCAUUUGAGUUGAGUUUUUGUGUGUGAACUCACGGAAAGACAAACGACACUUGACCUGUUGCCACCUGCAGAAGGAAAGCAGAGGCAGUUUUCGUCUUAACAGACAGAUGGUCAAACUGCCCACAGAACUUCCUGUGUACCAGUCAUGGACGUCAGGACGGAGGACAAAUGUGACGUCUCUGGCGAAGACGCUCAUUUACAUGGAAUGUCUCAAUAAGAAGGCGUGAAGAAAAUUUUAGAUAAUCCACAUCUAUAAAGGGUCUAACCUGGACCCAGGAUUCUCUGUGCUAUUAUUCAUGGUUUGAGUGAGACCGGGGAUUCACAGAAAGUUGAAGAAGUUCAGGAUUGGACGUCAAUUUUUUAUACAUGAAUGGACACAGCAGACCAUCUUCAUAGACAAGCGGUACACAACCGCCAGAACCUGGGCCAGUACCAGGACCUGGAGCAGUACCAGGACUUGUACUUAGAACGGUGUCUAACAUCCCACAGACGGAUUGUCCUCGAGAUUUUCCCCAGUCUUAAUAUUCAGUGAAAUGACUCGAGCUCAUAUUUGAUUCCUCACCUAUCCUUCUGUGAUGUCGUCUCUUUUUAAAACCUUGUUUUUCUUCUGUGCGUGCGUGUGUGUGUGUGUGUGUGUGUGUGGUUUACUUUUGAAUCCUCUGCUAACUCUUUUCUAAAAUGACUGUAAAUAAAGUUUGGAGUUCCA
Messenger RNA from Cynoglossus semilaevis (tongue sole), 2773 nucleotides. It is a transcript of the gene ergic3, whose product is annotated as ERGIC and golgi 3. The record is from RefSeq and is a predicted model, not a curated record. Gene Ontology annotation, biological process: endoplasmic reticulum to Golgi vesicle-mediated transport; retrograde vesicle-mediated transport, Golgi to endoplasmic reticulum. The coding region runs from base 1 to 1155 and encodes 384 amino acids. The transcript is spliced from 13 exons. Lineage: Eukaryota; Metazoa; Chordata; Actinopteri; Pleuronectiformes; Cynoglossidae. Gene Ontology annotation, cellular component: COPII-coated ER to Golgi transport vesicle; endoplasmic reticulum; endoplasmic reticulum membrane.